Molecule: messenger RNA, 670 nt
Organism: Aricia agestis (brown argus)
Lineage: Eukaryota; Metazoa; Arthropoda; Insecta; Lepidoptera; Lycaenidae
Gene: Tapdelta
Product: translocon-associated protein subunit delta
Exons: 3
Coding region: 127-633 (168 amino acids)
Cellular component (GO): endomembrane system; endoplasmic reticulum; membrane
Source: RefSeq, a predicted model, not a curated record
ACGUGACGUUACGUGGAAGCAGAUUGCAGAAAAACUAUUUGGAGCAAUUUGGAGAUUGUGAGUUGUGACCAGUGAGAGGUUCUGUAUUAUUUUAAUUAGCUAGUAGCUCAAAUAGAAACGAACAAAAUGGUCUCAAAACAAUUAAUUGUAAUUUUCGCGGCGGUAUUCAGUUGUGCGUAUGCCCAAUCAUGCCAGAACCCAAAAGUUGAGGCUGCUUCUUUCACAAGCUUGGACGCCACAGUGGUCACUCAAAUAGCGUAUAUCACUGAAUUUACCCUACAAUGCGAUAAUCCUCUUCAAGAAAACUAUGCCCUCUACGCCGAGGUUGACGGUAAAGCGUUAACAGCAGCUCGCAUCGGCGAAAACAAAUACCAGGUCUCAUGGACUGAGGAGCCUGCCAAGGCCCGCUCUGGUGUGCAUGAGGUCCGCAUCUUGGAUGAGGAAGGUUGGGCUUCCCUCCGCAGGGCCCGCCGCUCUGACCCUGCUGCUACUGUUGCCCCACUUUUGGCCAUCCAGCUGCAACAUCCAGGAAGUUACUCAGGACCGUGGGUUAACUCUGAAGUACUAGCGACAGUUCUCUCAAUCCUCAUUGCGUACACCGCCCUACUCAACAAAACUAAAAUCCUAGCUUAAGUUAUUAGAUUUUAUUAUUAAAUUUUUUUAUUUAUAU